AUGAGUAAACGAUCAAAAAACUCUCUAACUAAUCUAAUUCUAUCUUUCUUGAUUGUCUUAGGCCUCUUUAAGCUAUCAUUUCAAAGUAUGGCCACAAACGAGCAACAAAAAGACCAUCCAAAUUACAUCUACACCAAUUUAGCCAACGGGCUUCAGUAUCUUAUCCUUGUCCAGCCUGAUAGUCCACACACCCAGGUUAGCAUUUCUGUCAAGAAACGCUCUUGGGAUGCCGGGGUCAGAGGCAAUCCUUCAAGCCACCUUUUAGGAGCACUUCUCCGACAUAAGCUACAACCCAGAAAUAAUCACCAGCCAUAUCAAGAAUUUCUAACAAGACCCAAUAGCCAUACUAUCACCGUUAGCCAUAACUUCAUCACACUCGAGUUCUUCUUAAAUGAUCCCCAAUGCCUAAUACCAUUUGAACUCUUACAAUCAGUUAUUACUCCCCAACCCACUUCAGAUAUAAUCGACCAAGUCAAGAGACACCACUUUUCAAACUCACAGAACAACACAUCCGACCUUUGCCCUUCCACCGCCGAAAUUGCUAUGGAAUGGGCUGAGACGUUCGAUUUCCAAAAUAUCCGACUUGUAAUUGUUUCCCCCAGCCAACCAAUAGCUCUACUAAGUUUUCUGUACUGCCACUUUCACGAACACCACCGAGAAACCCUAUGUCAAGCGGACAAAAUACCCAAAAUGUAUUCGUUGAAUGAAACAGCAUCAUCCCAUCCGACGGUCAACCUACCCCAACUACUAAUAGCUCCUAAAACACUCCAUUCUUCAAGCUCAUCCGAAAAGACAACAAUCACUAUUAUUGUCCCACUUCUUGAUAGAAUCACACCAGGCACUAGGCCAGUACUAACCGACCUAUACCACCUAUUCUUCUGCUGCAAUAUCAUAUACAAUAACUAUCUUCAAGCACACCCCAACAAUGGCCUUCGAAUCAAAGCUAUGCCUCUAACUGCUCUAGAAACCACACUAAGUCUUUAUAUCACCAUAGAAGUAGAUGACACGAAAACAAUAGAGUUUACCGAGGCUCUAGAUCUGUUGUCGGGUUUCUUUCAAGCUAUCAAAGCCUCUUAUAAGCGCCCAGACUCGGUUUUAUACCAGUUAUACAAAACGCAUUUAUGCCCCAACCCUGAAAGAGUCCCAAACGUAUUGCUAUGUACUCUUGCUAAUCUGGCAUCCGUCUACAUGUUCUUUGAUACACCAACCAACCUCCUUAAUUUUGCCUUUGAACCGGUACCAGAUCCUAAUAUGAUUUCUGACUUGGCUGGUAUACUCGAAACUGCAAUGGAUCGAGAGAAAUGGAAGGUUAGUGCUGAACUCACUCAUGUCCAUUGGCAACAAUUACCAGGACCGCCGCGGAUUGCCCCGAUUGUUGCCUCCAUGCUAGCCGCAACUGCGAGAGUUGAACGAAUCAAAGACAUUAUAUGCAUAAGCGAGCCCGAUGCACAGUUAGGCCAUGCUAUUGCCGUCCUAACGAAUCAACAGCCCAGCCUUGCUAUUUCCAACACCAGUACCGAGGCCAGCCCCCAGUUGCCGAAUAGCAUUUCUAAUCCUGAGCAACAACAGCAGCCACAACGACCUCUAUUUGGUCUUCUACCCAACCCCGCCGACGCUUUUCAACAAGCUACUUCUAGCGCACUACCUGCUAAUCCGCCCAACGCUAAUCCCUCAUCAAUUGGCACUAGUCAGGUCCUAUAUCACACACACAACGAGCUGGGUCUUGAAGCAUGUGUUGUCACUGAUCCCCAAAGCCAGGAACUAGCAACAGCUAGUGUUGUGCUUACUAGCAACGACUAUCUUAUCGAUAUUAAAACCUACAUCUGGCAUGUUGCGCACGUACUAACAGUAUUAGAAAGCACUAAAGCCUGUCUCCGGCAAUGGAUCGAAGAUACCGAUGUGUUUAUCGAUGCAGAUAUUAAAGAAAACGACAAGACUAUCGUUAUUGCUCGAGGACCAGAGACAGCAAUCAAAGGUAUAUUUGAAGCGUUCUUUAUAAUCUACAAAAACACCACUAUCAAUCCUACUCAGGAAGCCACUGCCUUGCUUAAGGCAUAUGAAUUCUUUUCGAACGCAGCCAUACAAACACCACCAACUCUACAACAAUACUUAUUCGCUCGUGUCUGGCGAUUGGCUCGAUAUACACCUAAUGAGUGUUGUAGAGCUAUCUUGGCAACGAACGCGUCCUUUAAUAGCCCCAUCGUUACCAAAGCACUAAUCAACAUAAGAGUAGAAAACACAUCACUUGAUAUCUUCCAUCUAAUCAUUAAUACAGUCACAAGUUACAUCACACCCCAGCCAAUCACUAAGUACCAAUUAGUUCGCAACUACGACACAGAGAUCUAUAUGUCCUUAGAGACCGAGCUGAUGUCUGCCUUCGUUGGAUAUUUCCAUAUCGAUCCUAUCCAUACCCUAGACCGAACAAACUACCACAUUCUAGCCUACUAUUUAUUGCUUACCCAAUUCUCACCCAAAAAUCUCGCCGACCAUCCCAAUCUCGUGGAAAUAGAAUACUGGCUAAACGCCCAGACCGCCACACCACCUUUGACUAGCUCAACAAACCCAGGCCAUAGCAUCAUAAAGCUAAACUUUGAUACAGAAAUCCUCAAAAAGUUCGACCAUUCCAUUAAUAUCUUCGAUGAAACUGUUAUUGCGAGCUUUAGCUUAAGCGGGCGAUACAGUCCUAUUGCGGUUUUUAACUCAGCUAUGGCAUAUCACAAAUACCUAAGUUGGGCGAUAGGGACCUGUACUCCCGAGCUGUUUGAGCUGUACAAGCAACAAGUACAGCUGACGUUUAGUAUUGUCAACAGCAUUAAUCAGCCCUUCACCAAAAUCACUCUACUUUUCAGCUGUGAUGACUUUUGGAAAGAGCCUUGCUAUCAGAAAAAGUUCACAAACGUUCUCCAGAACAUAACCCUAGAGGAUUUCCGCUUCUUUUUCCUCAACUACUGCAAAGUACCUCUUAUCGUUAUAUAUCCGGACGCUUACCAACCAUCCUAG
Messenger RNA from Nematocida homosporus, 3000 nucleotides. RefSeq lists its product as uncharacterized. NCBI's taxonomy places the organism in Eukaryota, Fungi, Microsporidia. The transcript has a single exon. Gene Ontology annotation, molecular function: metal ion binding. The record is from RefSeq and is a predicted model, not a curated record. The coding region runs from base 1 to 3000 and encodes 999 amino acids.